UGUUGCUAUAACAACACUAGUACUUACUGAGUGUGCUGCGCUUUUCGCAACAAACCAAACACUUCUUCGCGUAAUUUGAGCAGCGUACAUGAUGCCACCCAAAAAGAAAAGUGCAGAUAAAAAACCAGCAAAGCCAAGGACCCCCACGCUGAUAAAUGGCCUCACCAAGGAUGAGAUGUCCAAGGAGCAGCUGGAGGAGCACAUUAUGCGUCUUCGAGAGGAACUGGAUAGAGAGCGGGAAGAGAGAAACUACUUUCAGUUGGAGAGGGACAAGAUCCACAGCUUUUGGGAAAUCACAGUUAGAAAACAGAAGGAGGUUGACUCUGAGCUGCAAAAGGUAGAAAAGGAUGUAGAAGAAAAUGAGGCCCGUCACCAAUUAGACGUUAAGGUGUACAAGCAGAAGAUCAAGCACCUCCAGCAUGAACACCUGAAUGAUAUCGCUGAACUGAAUGCAGAUUCUUUGGCGUCCAAUGAACUGAUGGAGAAAGAGCAACAGCACCUAGAGGAAGAGCUUCGUAAGACAAUUACGCGGGUGGACAUCCAAGAGAUCAACUUUGAACACACCAAGAAGGAACUUGAACUGAAACAUGGUGACGAACUGACAUCAAGACGCGACCACCUGGAAAAACAGCUUGCAGAAAUUACAGCGUCGUUUGAGAUGAAGGUGCAGGCGCUACAACAAGAUCUGGACAACAUCUGGAAAAGUGAGAUCAGCGAUCGAGAAAACCACUGGAACAGCCACAUCGCCGGUCUUAAACAAGAUCACGAUGCAACCUACCGCAGCGCUGAGGAAUUUGUCAUUAUCAUGAAAAGGGACGCGGACACGCUCACUCAGCUCAAGGGAGAAAUUAAUGAAGCAAAGAAGAAACAAAAGAGCAUGAAACUGGAGGUGGUCACUGUUUUGAAGGAGAACAAACAUCUUGCUGAGCUUAUCUCAAAGAUCAAGAAAGAAAACGAUGAAAUUGCCAAGAAACUGAAACACUACUCAGGAAAUAAGGAUGUAAUUGGAAACAUCAAAAGAAAAAAGCUGAAAAAUCUGAAAGCAGAGCAUGAGGUGUUGGAACAGAAAUUCAACGAGCUCCAACUGGAAAGGGAUGAACUUCGCAAGGCUUUCACUGAGAUUGUUGAGAAGGCGCAGCAUAACGGAGACAUAGAGAACAUAGUGGUGGAAAAGAAGCUGCAGGCUCUGACAGAGAGCCUGGAGGAGACGGAGGCUCAGCUCAGCGCGGUGCUUUCAGCCUCCAACAUGGACCAAACAGCCCUAAGCAGGGUCAUAAAGAAAACUGAGGCACAUAUUGACUCCAAAAAUACUGCCAUCAAGACCCUACAGCACAAAAUAAAUCAAAUUUCCACGGUCCGCAAGCAUUUGCUGCUGCACACUGAGGUAAAGGCAAAGGCUCUUGGUGUUCCUGUGGAAGAGCUCCUUUGUAAUUCCCAAUGAGAGUAAUCCUCAUGGUAAAAAUGUGGAGCAGCACUUGGAUUAAAGUGAGAAGCAAUGAUUCCAAAGACUGGAACACUUAUAUUUCAUUUACAUCUUUUCUUUAAUCUACCUUUAAUGCUCAUAUGACUUUAAGUAGUAAAGAAACAUAAAAAUCAAAAUUUAAAAUGGGAUCUCUUAAUCUUGAGAAAAAAAAAGAGUUGUGUUGUGUGUUGUUUUAGACUAAAGGGUAUGUCAUGCCUCUAUCUGUAGCAUCCUCUCUCACACCAACCCUCAGCAUGUCCUCCAUGACCUCCAUGAAUUUUCUCUGUGGUCUUUCUCCUUUACUCCUGCGUGUCAUCUCCAUAUUUGACAUCCCUUGUCCAGUAUGUUCUCUCUAAAGGGAGCAACUGAAAGAUGAAGAUACUUCAUUGGAUUUGUCAGGUGUUCUUAAUGACAGCCAAUAGGUGCCGCUAUUCACAUAAUACAUCGUUGUGUCUCAGACGGUGUCAUGGUCACAGAUGUUGACCUGGCUUCACUCUUUCUCUCCUUGUCUGCUCGGUCUGACGCUCUCUGUCAUGGGAGCGAGACUCCUCCCAGAAGUGGGCGUGGUUACCCAAGACUCCCGCUGCUGCUGAACGAGAACCCUGCCGAAAACUGAGCAGUCCAAGAAUGCUGCAGUAACUGAACUCUAUCCUGUGUAAAGAGUAGACUUGACCAUUAGAUUACUGACCUGUGACCUUCCCUUGAACAUUAUUCAACUUUAAUUCCUGAACUUGCUCCAGAUGUUGUUACUGUAUCUUGCAGUUGUUGAUUAAAAUUGUUAAAAUUCUUUCCAUUGCUUUCUGCAUUGAAGUGUUUUGUACAAUCAUUCAGUGGUUAGCACUGCUUCACAGCAAGAAGUUUCUGGGAUUGCACCUCCUGGUUGACCUGAGCCUCUCUGUUUUUUUAAAUAAAUGCUGUUUCAAAGUUGUCUAUAGGUGAGGGUGUGAGACAGAGUUCGAUCGUGUCCAGGUUGUUCCGCACUCACCCCAGGACCCUGAGAUAGGCCCCAUGACCCUGAAAUGGAUAAGUGUAAAAAAUAUGUGUAUAUGGUUUUUUGUUUUUUUGCAUAUUUCUUGAACUUGUGUAAACAUAUUUUAGAUCUUGUUUGA
Pelmatolapia mariae (spotted tilapia) is the source of this 2571-nucleotide messenger RNA. It is a transcript of the gene drc4, whose product is annotated as growth arrest-specific 8. Lineage: Eukaryota; Metazoa; Chordata; Actinopteri; Cichliformes; Cichlidae. Gene Ontology annotation, biological process: flagellated sperm motility. Gene Ontology annotation, molecular function: microtubule binding; small GTPase binding. The transcript has 11 exons. The coding region runs from base 89 to 1441 and encodes 450 amino acids. Gene Ontology annotation, cellular component: motile cilium; microtubule; Golgi apparatus. The record is from RefSeq and is a predicted model, not a curated record.